Molecule: messenger RNA, 1887 nt
Organism: Paralichthys olivaceus (Japanese flounder)
Lineage: Eukaryota; Metazoa; Chordata; Actinopteri; Pleuronectiformes; Paralichthyidae
Gene: gins4
Product: GINS complex subunit 4 (Sld5 homolog)
Biological process (GO): double-strand break repair via break-induced replication; DNA-templated DNA replication
Cellular component (GO): GINS complex
Source: RefSeq, a predicted model, not a curated record
UCUCGCCUUCAAGACUCAGCGCAGGGAACAUGUGUGUAGCGCCAAAUAUCGCGAGAUUACGGUCAGAGAGGCGCCAACACACAAGCAGCCCGGAGACAAACACGUCGCCUCGUGACUUGUGUUUCUUAACUGAACUAUUCGCGCUCAGUCGGUUCCAGGGCUGUGAAACUUCAGCUUUAAUGUAGAUGCACAUGUUUGGUUUCCGCUGAGCUCUGUGUGCUGUGUUUUACUCGGUGAACGAUGUCGGACGCUCUGUCAGACGACGGCAGCCACGACGACGGUCAGGAGGAUGUGAUGACCCCGGCGGAGCUGAUCGCCAAACUGGAGGAGGCCUGGCUGAAUGAGAAGUUCUCCCCGGAGCUGCUGGAGAACCGGUCGGAGGUGGUGGAGUGUGUGAUGGAGCAGCUCACUCACAUGGAAGCCAACUUGCAGCGGGUGAAGAAAGGGGAUGCGAAGGCCAGUAUCCAUCGCAUGGAGAUAGAUAGAAUCCGCUUCGUUCUGAGCAGCUACCUGCGCUCUCGUCUGCAGAAGAUUGAGAAGUUUUUCCCUCAUGUCCUGGAGAGAGAAAAGUCUCGAGGCGAGGGAGAUCCCUCUUUGCUUUCGCCCGAAGAGUUUGCCUUUGCCAAAGAGUAUUAUGCAAACACAGAAACCUAUCUGAAGGCUGUAGCACUGAAGCGCAUGCCCCCCAACUUACAGACAGUGGAUAUGAUCAAAGCAGUGCCUCAGCCCUGCUUGGACUCCUUUGUGUUUCUGCGGGUGAAAGAGAGACAGGAGAACAUCAUGGUCGAGCCUGAAACAGACGAUCAGAGAGAGUAUGUCGUGGAUCUUGAAGAAGGCUCUCAGCACCUGAUGCGGUAUCGAACUAUAGCACCACUAGUUUCGAGUGGAGCUGUGCAGUUGAUUUGAAUGUGAAGGUCUGUGUUGGUGUGGAUGGCUCCAGGUGAUCGUGAACCUGCAGAGAUCACAUCAGCAAACACGUCCUUGAAAACACCCAAGUAGUGGCACCAUGGCUUCAGGAGAUGUAACCCAGUGGAAAAUAUUCCCCAAAUAUAAGAUCACCACUAAUGAGAAGUGAAGGCUGGGAAAGAACCCAGUUCACCAAACCAGCUUUUGCAGUGCUGUGGUGUUAUUCAUGGACUUUUUUUAAAAUCAUGACAUAACAUAAGUUCAAUUAGAUUCCCACAGUAUAAUGCAUUUUGGUGUAUUGGGGUUUAUGAGACCUGUAAAGACUCUAUCAAAUCUGCUACGUCAUCAUUCCUUUUAUUCUACAUGCAGAUGAUUUGCAUGAUUGGACUUUUUCCUUUGUUGCUCAAUAUCAGGACACAUCAAAUGACUUGAAGGUGAAAUUUCAUCUUGGCAUCACAUUGCCUGUCACUUCCUGGUGCAGAUAUUAAUUUGCGUGUAUAUUUGAAAGAUUAUUUUCAUUGAGCUGAUAUUCACACUUGUGUAAACUAUCAUUAUAAAUAAUUGUGUUCCUUUCCUAACUGUGCAUCUCUUUACCUUGACUACCGGAUCCAAUUUUAUCUGCUUUUCAGCGCCGCUCUGCUUCAUAACAUUGAAGAAUCUUUAGAUUGUGUCUCUGUAGUCUCUCCCUGAGAGGAUGUGUGGAACAUUGUCUUCUCUGAGAUUGUUUUAAUAGCUUUGUUAUGUAAGGAAUUCAGAGGGAGCAGUCUGUGCCUAUUUUUUGCCUGCAGUGAACUGAACAGCGUCAGUCAUCAUCUUGAUUUGCAGAUCUAGCUAAUAUCAAAUCUUAUUACUCUGUUGUUCAGAGACAAGGUAUUUAGAGCACAUUUGUAUUAAAAUGCUGGGAAUUGAAAGCACUGUUCACAUUGACCUUGAAAAUGGUUAAAGAUGUAGAUUUAAAAGAAUAAAACCUUAAAAAUAUCA